AUGCUCGUAUCAUUGCAAACAAAUCCGUUAUUAGCAGCAAUUACAAGAAUAUUAAUAUAUUAUGGUUAUUCAUUUAUGUUAAUUUUUGGUAAUAUUGGUAAUGCUCUCAAUGUAGUACUUUUUAUUCGAAAAAAAUUACGGACAACAUCCUGCAAUAAUUAUUUUUUAGUCUCAGCAUUUUCUAAUUUGAUUGCACUGAAUGUCACCAUUAUACCACUACUCUUUAUGGAAGCUCAACAUUUCGAAGAAACAGUGCUGUUGUGCAAAAUACAAGGUUAUAUAAUGAAUGCUGCCCUUCAAAUAUCUCGUUAUUUAAUUCUCACGGCAUCAUUUGAUCGGUUUGCUCUCUGUUCAACAAAUGCUUAUCUUCGAAAAUUUUCUAAUGUACGUAUUGCUCGUCGAUAUAUGAUUCCUUCUAUUAUUAUUAUUUGGCUUAUUAUUCCUCUUCAUAUACCAGUUUGGAUAAACUUUGAAAACAAUAUUUGUGGAUUUAUCGGAAUAGCAGCACAGUAUGAAAUUAUUUAUAGUAUUGUUAUGAUUGGUAUAUUACCACCUGGUUUAAUGCUUCUGUUUUCUUUAUUAAUAUUUCGUAAUCUUAAAUUACGACAACAACGUCGACAAAUUCAUCCAUUUAUUAUUGGUAAUUCAAUUCAACCGAUAAAUAGAAAUCGAGAUGCACGAAUAAAAGAUCAACAUGUUUUAGCAAUGUUACUUGUACAAGUUUUUGCUUAUAUUAUUUCAAGUACUCCAUAUACAAUAUCUAUGUUAUAUGUUGUUUUAACUACAAGUAAUCAUAACAAUCCAUCAAAUGAACAAGAAUCAACUAUGAUAUUCAUCAUAUAUGUUACUAAUAUGCUUCGUUUUAUUUGUCCAUUUAUGUCAUUUUAUUUAUUUUUAUCUGCUUCAAAAUUAUAUCGACGAGAAAUGAUAUUAAUAAUAUUAAGUGUCUACCAUCGAUGUAUUUUAUUAUGGAAAAAACCUGAGAACGAUCUUCAUCAUCAUCAUCAUCAUCAUCAUCAUGCUAGAACUUUGACGCGACACACUGGCCCAAUUAGACAAAUUAACCAUCGGCAACAGAAAAACCAAGCAUUCAGUAACAGUUAA
This is a messenger RNA of Rotaria sordida, 1104 nucleotides long. The record is from the annotation of a GenBank genome assembly. NCBI's taxonomy places the organism in Eukaryota, Metazoa, Rotifera, Eurotatoria, Philodinida, Philodinidae.